Molecule: messenger RNA, 1606 nt
Organism: Salarias fasciatus (jewelled blenny)
Lineage: Eukaryota; Metazoa; Chordata; Actinopteri; Blenniiformes; Blenniidae
Gene: cd79b
Product: CD79b molecule, immunoglobulin-associated beta
Exons: 5
Coding region: 95-721 (208 amino acids)
Biological process (GO): B cell differentiation; B cell receptor signaling pathway
Cellular component (GO): B cell receptor complex; external side of plasma membrane
Source: RefSeq, a predicted model, not a curated record
GACGCCCACUGUCUCCAGACGCUUCUGCCUCCUCAGCAGAGAGAUCUGGACUCUCUUCAGCCUCUCAAACGUCGUUUUUCUCUCUCAUGUCAUCAUGCGCUGGAUGUUAACUAGAUGCUGCGUCCUGAUCAGCCUGUCAGUUGCCAUAAGCAACAGCUUCCAGGUGAAGCAGUAUCCCCGGUUCUAUGGAGUGAGAACUGGCCGCAAAGUGUUGUUCAACUGUGUCUGGAAAUCAAAGCGACCAGGAGUAGCGGAGUGGUUUAAGGCCAGUAAACACGACGACCCCUGGGAAGAAAGACAGCAGAUACAGAAAAGCGACCAGAGGAUUUUAUUUAAGGAUAAGGACAACAUCCAAAAUGCCUUCCUCAUCAUCACUGACCUACAGCCGGACGACAGCGCGGUGUACUUCUGCAAAAUUAACGGAACGGCGGGACCAGGAACUUAUCUGCAAGCUGCAAAGCCGAUGGAGCUGGCUAAUGCACAGUCCAGGACCAACAUGAAGGACGGGCUGAUCGUGCUGCAGGGCCUCAUGCUGGCUGCCUUCAUCGCUGCUGUUCUGAUGCGCAAGCAAAAGCUGAUGGAACAGAGUGACAUUUUAUAUGAGGAGCCCGAGACCGACCACAUCUAUCAGGGUUUGGAGAUUGAGUCGUGUGGCGGAGGACUGUACGAGGAGCUCUCUGUUUACGCUCAGGCUGAAGGAGCCGAGGCCCCGUGGGAGUAAGACUCUGCACAACUGACAGCUGUUUCAUGACUGAACCCACAUCGAUGAUUGGUGGAUCUGUGUUUUUUGUUUUAUAAUUACUUGAGCUGAAGCUUUACUUUUCAUUUAAAUUGAAACAUCAGAACUUUCUCCACCUCCUUCUUGUUUGGACCUCGAUGAAGACGAUCCAGAAUCCUUCCACUGUGGAGUUCCAAGUGGAAUUCCUAGUUUUUCAUUUAAAGUCCAUCCAGAUUGUCUAAUUUGAGAAAAGAAUUCAGCAAAUCGAAGCUCUGAGGCUGUUUGAAUGAUGAUCUGUGUGCUUGAUAAUCAUUAAGGCUGAUCAUAGUUUUGCAGUUAUAUGAGCACAAAGACAUGAGCAUGAGAGAACAAUUCAACAUGCAUUAAAAUGUUAUGGAGAAGAUUUUUUUUAUUUGUACUUGAAGAUUCAUUUCCCCAUUUGUAAAGUAUGUACUGUUGUCAGGUGCAGCUCUUUGAAAGUAAUGAUCAUAUAUUCAUAUGAAAAUGUCCCAUUCAGUCUGGAGUCAAUUUACUUGAAUACUGAGUUCAUUUUUCUUUCUCUGCAGCUUCAUUUUUCCUAAAUUCUCUUUUUGAAAAUGUCGGUGUGUAUCUGUGAUCAUUACUAGCAGACUGAAUUAACCUGUGUUAAAAAAGAUCCUUCAGCAUGAAACUGAACUGACAUUGCAGACGAUGUUUUUGGUGCUUCGGUGUGUUUUCUGUUUGGUUUUUCCUAAAUUUCGUGGUGACCCUGUUACUUGACAAUCAAAAUCCUUUUCAUUUUUGUUUGUUCGUAAUAAAUGUGUUUUAUGUAUCAGAAUUCAGCACAGUUAAAGUUCAGUUUGUACAAUAAAAUCUUUUUAUUGUAUUAAUGUUUUAAAUAAAUACAGA